Polychytrium aggregatum is the source of this 1293-nucleotide messenger RNA. RefSeq lists its product as uncharacterized. Bases 1 to 1293 code for a protein of 430 amino acids. Lineage: Eukaryota; Fungi; Chytridiomycota; Chytridiomycetes; Polychytriales. The transcript is spliced from 7 exons. The record is from RefSeq and is a predicted model, not a curated record. Gene Ontology annotation, biological process: L-phenylalanine catabolic process; homogentisate catabolic process; L-tyrosine catabolic process. Gene Ontology annotation, molecular function: fumarylacetoacetase activity.
AUGUCCUUCGUCAACGUCCCUGCCGGCUCGCACUUCCCCAUCCAGAACAUCCCCUUUGGCGUCAUCUCGACUGCCUCGGAUGCUACUCCCCGUCCUGCCACCGUCAUCGGUGAUCAUGCUGUCGAUCUCCGCGCCGUUGCCGAGGCCGGUCUGUUCAAUGGCCCUCUCCUCAAGGCCGUUGCCAAGGAUGUCUUCUCCAAGCCCUCGCUGAAUGCCUUCAUGGCCCUGGGCCGCCCCGCCUGGAGAGAAGCCCGCCACACCCUGCAGGCUCUGCUUGCUGCCUCGGGCCCUGUCGUCGACCUCCGCGAAUCGCAGGAGCUGCAGGCCAAGAUCCUGGUCCCUCUUGCCCAUGUCACCAACCACCUGCCCGCCGAGAUCGGAGACUACACCGACUUUUACGCCUCCAAGGAGCAUGCCACCAACGUCGGCAUCAUGUUCCGCGGCAAGGACAACGCUCUCAUGCCCAACUGGGUCCACAUUCCCGUUGGCUACCAUGGUCGCUCGUCCUCCGUCGUCGUUUCCGGAACUCCGCUGCACCGCCCUUGCGGUCAGAUCCUGAACCCGGCCACCAAGCUCCCCGAGUUUGGCGCCUCCAAGAAGCUCGACAUUGAGCUGGAGAUGGCCUUCUUUGUCGGCACCGGCAACAAGCUCGGCGACCGCAUCAGCGUCAAGGAUGCCGAGGAGCAUAUUUUUGGUGUUGUCGUCAUGAACGACUGGAGUGCCCGUGAUAUCCAGUCCUAUGAGUACGUUCCCCUUGGCCCCUUCCUUGGCAAGAACUUUGGCACCACCAUCUCUCCCUGGAUCGUCACCCUCGACGCUCUCGAGCCCUUCCGCGUUGCCCAGCCCCAUCAGGACCCCGCUCCUGUCGCCUAUCUCCAGGACCCCACCCAGGACAAGAACACCUACGACAUCAAGCUCGAAGUUGACUGGAAGCCCCGCAACCAUACCGAGGCUCACACCAUUGUCAAGUCUAACCUAAAGUACAUGUACUGGUCGUUCAAGCAGCAGCUCGCCCACCACACCAUCAACGGCUGCAACGCCCGCACUGGCGAUCUUUGCGGCACCGGCACCAUCUCCGGCAAGGACCAGAGCGAGUUUGGCUCCUUCCUCGAGCUGACCUGGAACGGCGCCAACCCCGUCAACGUCAAGGGCGAGACCCGCACCUUCCUGGAAGACGGCGAUGAGAUCAUCCUGCGAGGCUACUGCGAGGGCCUUGUUGAUGGCCAGAACGUCCGUAUCGGCUUUGGCGAGGCUGCUGGUGCCAUCCUCCCUGCCAAGCCCUUCAGCGGUUAA